Messenger RNA from Funneliformis mosseae, 218 nucleotides. Lineage: Eukaryota; Fungi; Glomeromycota; Glomeromycetes; Glomerales; Glomeraceae. The record is from the annotation of a GenBank genome assembly.
AAGAUAACAUUCAGAUUAAAUGGUCUUAUAAUGACAAAAAUGAUAUUAAUUUAAUGAAGCAUGCUUGUGAUACUCUUGUAUAUCUAAAUUAUCAAAGAUAUCAAUUAAUCAUAUAUGAGAAUCAGCAUGUAUUAGAUAUUCACUAUAAUCUUAUGGCAAAAAUCAUAAUUGGUGAAAUAAAUGCUCUCAUUAAAUGUAUUCUAUUUGGCGAUGAUAAA